Messenger RNA from Mobula hypostoma (lesser devil ray), 4455 nucleotides. RefSeq names its product ATP-binding cassette, sub-family G (WHITE), member 5 (gene abcg5). Lineage: Eukaryota; Metazoa; Chordata; Chondrichthyes; Myliobatiformes; Myliobatidae. Gene Ontology annotation, biological process: cholesterol homeostasis; cholesterol efflux; transmembrane transport. The coding region runs from base 1 to 2118 and encodes 705 amino acids. Gene Ontology annotation, cellular component: ATP-binding cassette (ABC) transporter complex; apical plasma membrane; plasma membrane. The transcript is spliced from 14 exons. Gene Ontology annotation, molecular function: ATP hydrolysis activity; ABC-type transporter activity; ATP binding. The record is from RefSeq and is a predicted model, not a curated record.
AUGACCUCUGCGAUCGCGCAGCCAUGCCCAGGAGUAAAGGGAACUCGAUACAAGGCGGGAGUUGCGGGUUUAAAGGCAACUCGGUGCACCGGGCCCGCCUCACGCCGUUCCUGGGGCAAGGGUCGGAACCGCCUCACGCCGCGCCGGGCUCAAAAGAACAUGAGCUGUAUGGAAAUAACGGGCGUGGAAGUCACUUCGUCGGCGAAUUUAUCUCCUCCGAAUAGCGCGUGCAGCAACCCCGAUUCUCCGGGAAAAGCAAAAGCGAAUUGCACGCUCUGUGUAAGCCACUUCAACUACACCGUCAGUGAGAGAGUUGGGCCUUGGUGGGACGUACAGUUGUACCUUAAAAAGUGGACAAGGCACAUCCUGAAAGAUGUUUCAUUUUAUGUGGAAAGUGGACAACUUAUGGGAAUUUUAGGAAAUUCUGGGUCUGGAAAGACUACCCUGCUGGAUGCAAUUGCAGGAAGAUUACGAGGGCCAGCAAACCUAACUGGUGAUGUAUAUGUGAAUGGAUGCAAAGUUAGGAAGGGAGAUUUUCACAACUACUUUUCCUAUGUUUUACAGAGUGACAAUUUACUCAGUUACCUUACAGUGGAGGAAACACUGACAUACAUAGCUUUGCUCACACUUUGUGGAGAUACCAAUGCCAUCAAAGAGAAGGUGAAAUCUGUCAUGUUAGAGCUUAGCCUAAGUCAUGUAGCCAAUCAGGUGAUUGGUGGCCGUGUGUUUCGAGGAAUUUCAGGUGGUGAAAGACGUCGGGUCUCUAUUGCUGCACAGCUUCUCCAAGAUCCAAAAGUCAUCUUACUCGAUGAACCAACCACAGGUCUGGAUAGUAUGACGUCCAACCAGAUUAUUCGUUUACUCUCCGAACUAGCUCACAAAAAUCGAAUAGUUAUCCUGUCAAUUCAUCAACCUAGGUCAGAACUUUUCAAGUUAUUUGACAGAAUUGCAAUAAUGAGUUGUGGAGAGUUGGUGUUCUGUGGUGGAACCGAAGAUAUAGUAGAAUUUUUCGGAAGUUGUGGCUAUCAAUGUCCUGAAUAUUGCAAUCCAUUUGAUUUAUAUGUGGACCUGACAUCUGUUGACACCAGAAGCAAGGAGAGAGAAAUUGAGACUUACAGCAGAGUCCAAGAAAUUUCAACAUCCUAUCAAAAUUCAAGAAUAUUUAAUGACACCCUGCAGCUUAUUGAUGCUGCAAAGAAAACAAACCAGUUGACAUCCAUUCCUUUCAAGAACACAGCUUCUCCAAGCGUACUCUUCAAACUCUGGAUACUGAUCAGGCGAAUUGUGAGAAAUUUAUCAAGAAACAAAACUGGGAUAUUAAUGCGCCUCUCCCAAAACCUGCUGUAUGGCUUGUUUGUUGUGUUCUUCUUGAUGAGGUUGAACAAUGAUGCAUCAACAGGUGCUCUGCAGGACCGAAUUGGAAUCAUCUACCAAAGCAUAGGUGCCCCACCAUAUACUGGGAUGCUGAAUGCUGUUGCUUUAUACCCUUCAUUACGUUCAGUCAGUGACCAGGAAAACUCAGAUGGCAUUUAUCAGAAAUGGUUGAUGUUGAUGGCCUACAUUAUUCACAUCCUUCCUUUCAGCAUUGUUAGUGUGGCUAUUUACAGCACUUUUGUCUACUGGACUCUGGGAAUGUUUCCAUUGUGGGAGCGAUUUGGAUGUUUUUUUGCUGUACUCAUUGUUCCACAUCUAGUUGGUGAACUUCUGACACUCAUCUUACUCGGUGUUGUUCAGAAUCCCAAUUUAGUUAAUAGUGCUGUGGCUUUGAUUAAUGUUGCAGGACUUCUGGUGGGAUCAGGUUUCCUAAGGAGUGCAGAAGGAAUGCCCGAACUGUUUCGCUGGCUGAGUUACCUCACAUUUCAGAAAUAUGGUGUGGAAGUCCUGAUGGUUAAUGAGUUUUAUGGUCUAAAUUUUACAUGCGGGAAUGGUGCACAGACAUCUCCUAACACCACAAGUGCUUUUUGCCAGCUUACCCAAGGGGUUCAAUAUCUUGACGCUACAUAUCCAGGGGCACCUUCCAGAUUCGUCUUUGAUUUUCUGAUGCUGUAUGCCUUCUUGCCUGCUCUAGUUAUCUUUGGCAUUAUUAGCUUUAAGAUUCGAGAUUCAAUACAAUGGUAAUGAGAACAAUGAUCAGGAACUUGUAAUGCAUACACUCUGCAAAGGAUGAGAGGAAAAAGGUUCAAAUUUAAAGUUAUCUUUUCAUGUGGUCAGUGCUUUACACCUUGCCUGCUGAUUACAGUUCUUUCCUACAUUUCAUCAGUAUUAUGAGUGAAAAUUUUAAUGCAGCUAGCACCACAGCCAAGGCAAAGUCAAUCCCUUUCUCAAUUCUGCAUUGAAUGGUAGGAUGAAGAUAAUGCAAGAAUCCUGACAGAUACCUUUCCUUCUCGAGAGUAAAUUUUACCUAAAGUGCUUCUUUAGGUAAUAUCUAGAAUGCAGAUACUUGAUAUUCCUGUCCUGUGUUUUUAAUGAUCUUUCAUUGAUCCUGUUAUAGUUACUAUUUUAUAAAUUUUGCUGAGUAUGCCCACAGGAAAAUGAAUCUCAGGGUUGUAUAUGGUGACAUAUGUACUUUGAUAAUAAAUUUACUUUGAACUUUAAUGGAACUUUCCUAACUAUGAGGGGGAGAAGGAAAGCAGAGGGGUUUAACAAUUUAUUUGAACUUUAGCCACAGACAUGAAUCUGGGACCAUUUUAAGUAAAAAGCAAUCAGGUUGAAUUUUGAUAAGAGCAUGCAAAAAAAAAAAUGAUUGUUUAUUGAAGCAGCCAAAUAUGAUAGUGGACUGGUCACGGAGAAAAUGUAUGGUAGAAAUAGAUUGGGUAGAGAGAUAUUUACACUGUAAAAUAUUAAGUUAAAGUGGAUAAUGUUUGUGUAAGGUAUUUCUAUUCCUACCCAUAUACUUCAACACAUGCCUGAUAUAUUAGCUAAUAUUAAAAUAUUUUAGUCAAUUUGUAUCAGUGUACCAAUUUUCAUACAAAUUUUCAAACAAGAAAAACAACAAAGGCACAGUUUUCCACAAUUUCUAAAUGUGGCCCAUGACAGUGGAUGGCUUUUUGAUAUCACAGACAUAAAAAUACUAUUUGCACAUCCUAUAAAGAUUGGUCAUUUUGCUUUCAGUCUAAAUCUUUGUGGUGUAUGCUGAUUUUUAAUUGUUGGUACCACAUUCACAGAAUAAGUUAUUUUGAAAAUAAGUUUCUGAACAAAACAAAACUAAAUCUGAUUUUCUUUAUGUUCCAGUUCUAUAGCAAUGAAAUAAGAAAUUGUAGAGUUGUAAAUAAAAGGUAAUAAAACUGCAUUAUCAAAAAAUAUUUUGGUAUAUUUUGUUACAAGUUUAGCAAAAAGUUUUGAUGUUCAUAGUUGCAAUCUUAAAGUAAUUUGGGUUGAUAAUUUGGUUGCAGUAAUUUUUUUUGUCAUGAUAGUACUCAAGAGUACAGUACCUGUUUUGGGAGUCUGAUAUUGGCUUUGCCUGUCUGGUGUAUUUAAAGACUAGAUGCUAGGAAUGCCUGGUAGAGGAUACUGAUACUGACUGGUUCACUGUCCUGCCAGUGGAGUUGUAGGAUUUUGCAGAGAUAGGUUCCACCAGCACUUUUCACAGACAUCCUGUCUGUGGUAGGUAGUCCAUACCUUUGAAGUACAGAAGGAAGUGGAAAUCAUUGUCCAAUAGAUAAUGAAUUUUAUACCAGGUAAAACGCAAUGUACCAGCAGAAUGAAGGCAAUUUUGAAUUCAUUGAUAUUUAAGUCGAUGAAAGGUGGCUACUUAGAUAUGCUAACAGAAGCACAUCCUCCAGAACCUUAUUACAAACCUUUACUGCCAGAGUGUUGGACCAUGCAAUGGAGGUAGGUUGGCAGAAAACCUUUGCUUUGCAAAUACAUUCUGCCCAUUCUCUCAUACCUUUCAGUGAAUAAUUUGACAUUGACGUGGAAUUUGGCUUUUGAAUGUACGAAUACAUGUAUGAGUGUCAUCUUCAUAAUUCACCUUUAAAGAGUUGCAGUUACUAUGGUUCUGGAGUUGAAAUGUUUAUAGGCUGAAUAGUUAUUCAUUUGCUUCAAUAGGGAUUAGCUCCACUCCUGCUUCAAGUUUUGGAAGUGAGAUGUAGUAUCCUGUUGACAAAGUGCAACUAUGACAGGAUCAGAUCGGAUGCUAGAAAUGCGCUUAACCAACAGGACGUUAGGUCUGUUGCGGAUUGGUGUCAAGCAAAGCUAUAUCAUUGUCUCCCAACACACACACCCCCACAUCCCCCAGGACUAGGAUUGUCAGACCUGGUAACAGCUUCUUCCCUCAGGCUGAGAGACAAUGAAUAUCCUGCCACCACUGAGAUCUUGCCACUAGGACAGCAAGCUAUUUACUAUAUGGUUUACUUUUUAUAGUAUAAUAUUUUGGUUAAUGUGCUGUGUGUGAUAUAUGUUGUGUGGGUGCACCGUGGUCUGGAGAACAUUGCUUUGUUUGGUUGUGUAUAUGUA